Messenger RNA from Cladocopium goreaui, 5757 nucleotides. Lineage: Eukaryota; Dinophyceae; Suessiales; Symbiodiniaceae. The record is from the annotation of a GenBank genome assembly.
AUGGAUCCUGAGGGGGCUGAUGCAAAUGCCAAAGGUUGCCCCGUAGGGGGGAUUCAUGUCGAAUGGGAGCGCGCUGAUGCUGUGCGCAAUCAUCUCCGAGAAGAAGGUGCUGUUCUUUUUGCGGAGGGGGUUGCGGAGAGCGUCAAGAACGCAGUGAAGCCGCACAUCCAUGCCUACUUGAUCCCUUUGCUCACGAGGAUGGCUGAACAUGAUUCCAGGCCACAGCCACUUGUGGACCCCUUGCGGGAUGAGUUGUCGUUGCUGUACAAGAACAUUUCCAAGCAAUGUGACGAGACCACGAUUGUGCAUGAUUCGUGGUUGACUAGAAAAUUCCUGGGCAUGAUCAAAAUGAAGGAUCGUGCGUUCCAAGAGCUGUGCUUGAUUCUGAACCCAAUGCUUCAGGACCUCUGCGACGAGAUCAACCGAAAGACUGAAGAAAAGAAAGCUCGCCACAGCAAGGAUAGCUUGGAAGAUCACGAUGAUGACUACGACGACUCCCCGGAAGCCAUGGAAGCCAAUGAAGGAUCCCCAGAACAGCGAGAGGAAGAACCAACCCCAGAGGUUCUUCAAUCGCAGCUUUUGGAAAUCCCAGACAGCCAGGUGCCACCACCGGCCCUCCCAGCUGCUUCUCCUGUCCCAGCUGAAGUAGAGGUUUCCUCUGCUCCUCCGGCUGCCGCUGCAGUUGAUGGAAGUGAUCAGGGCCAAGAGGGCAAGCCAGGCAACAAAGGAAGCCAGCACACCCUCUACUACGACAGAGCCGAUCCAGUUGCCAAAGAACCAGAAGCCUGUCCUGCUGAGCCAGCUUCAGCUGCACAAGCUGAACCUGCAGAGGAAGUUGAUGUCGGCCGUGGUAUGGAGGAGGAAGAUGCCGAGGAUGAGUUUGUUACCAGGAAUGACCAGCUCACAGCCAAGCACCAAAAGAAAGCUGACAACAAAGCAGGAAAGGGAAAAGGAAGGGGUCGAGGAAGGAGCCGAGGCAAAGGUGAAGGCAAGAAACGCAAAGGAGGAAAGGCCAAGAAUACGGAUGAGGAAGGAUACUCAACCAAGAAAACAAAAGAAACAAAGGUCAGAAAGUCAAGGAAGAGAAACAUGCUGUCAGCUGGCAGCUCGCCAGGGCCAAGCACAAGCAAGAAAAGCAAACGCAAUGAUGCGAAGUCUCAGGAUUCCCAGGUGCCCAAGGCAACUCCCAAGGGUAAGGCCAAAACAGCCAAGGCAAAAGCAGAGGCAAAAUCCAAGAGCAAGCCAGCCCCAAAGAAAGGUCGUGAGGCAGGUGCUAAGUCAAAGGCAUCUCCCAAAGCCAAGGCUAAGGGAAAAGCAAAGGCCCAGCCCCGUAGCCGCAGCAAAAAAACAGGGCCCCACCUGAUGGAAAGCGCAUUGCACGAUGAUUCCCUUGUCAAGUCACUGAUGGACCAUGCCCGUCAGUUCGGGCCCGAGUUGGAACAUGAUACCGCAGCUUUGAAAGAAGCAGUAAAGGCUGUGCGUGUGCAGUUGGAAUGGGCAAAGCUCAUGCCCUACUGGAACCGCGGUGACUGUGGAUUGAAAGUUUGGGAUGAAGAGACUGAGUCCUUCAAAGGAAGGGAUACUUUUUCCUUCCACGGCUCAAGUGCCCCCAAUCGCUACAAGCUAGCCGUGGCAGUGCGCUGUGCUGAGAUUGCCGCUGAGGGAAUUGAUGCAAUGGCUGAAGGGUUCGAGAAGGAUGGGGAACAGAUCAGAAUCCUCAAGCACAAUGCGCAGCUCGCUUUGUUCUUCUUUGCCAACGGCAUGGGCGAAGACGAGCCGUUCCAGGAUUCCGAUGAGAAUGGUGGCAAGAGUUGCGAAAAAGUGGUGGUGGUGGUUGGGUCAUUGAUCAAUCCCUAUAUGCCUUGUGCCUUGCGACUGGUAGUGGAUGCCCAGCCUGUGCAGAAACGUUUUCCGAGUGAGAUCCAAGUUUGCCAAGUAAUGGCCGCCAUCAUCCUCUGCGUCCUGUGGACCUCAACUUUUGACCAUGCCGAGGCCUCCUUUGAUGCUCUUCCAGAUGCUGGCUUUGACCUUGGGUACGCCAGACUCUGGGAGGCGUACGGCUAUAUUCGCCGUGGAAAACACCUGGCCAUUCCGGCCGAAUGGAAAGAGCUUUGCGCCACCUUUAAAGAGGGUGUUGACCAAGUUGCUUCCAGUGCCGAGCAACUUGAAGCUGAAGAACGUGAACUGGAGCAGCAGAUUGAGGAGAUGAUGAAGCUCAAGCAUGCCGACAUGUCAUCGAUUGGUGCUGCCCCAGAACAGGCUCCUGCGGAUUCCAAGCCUGGUGGAGAUUGUACGCCCUCUGUGCUCGAAGUUGCAGCCUCACCCACUGCGGAAACUCAGGCAACAGCAGAUGAACUUCAAGCGAUGAGGGAGCAAUCCACUGCCCCGCCUCCCUUGGAUGAUGGCACCACUGAUGAGCUGCCCUCGGCCAAGGUUGACAAGCAGUCGAUGGCCCCACCGGCGCCCAAGCGUGAGAAACUGAAGACGCGACAGGAGAAACUCCGAGAAGCAGCGAAAGCCAGGCUGCGUCGAAUGAUGCAACAUCACAAGACUAAGGUUGCAUACAACGUGCCAGAAUGGGUUAAGGAGGAGUUCAUUUGCCAGCUGGAGAUUGUGGUCACCAAAAAGAAGGCAAUGACCAUUCGGGUUGACGAGAUCUGGGCAUCGGAAAAGGAGAUGAAAGAGGACUUGAAGUGGUCCCCGGCACGCAUUGCGGGUGCGAAGAAGGAUUGCGAAGCCAAGGGUGCCACACACUGCAGGAAGAACAUGUACGACAAUGUGGAUGAGUACUACGUGAUCGUCAAGGAGACAGGGUCCCGCGAGGAACAAGCCACCCAGGAGGAAAUCCAAAGGAAGAUUGGCAAAGCCAGCGACACGCCCAAGAUUGAUGAUGACGGCUUUGCUGGCAUCGAUGCCAGACAGGCUCAGGUCGACGCUAGCAAAGCUGCUGCCGCACGCCCACAGGGAACACCUCAGCUCGCUCAGGAAAUGGAGGUGUAUGUCGCCACUUUGGAAGCUGCCUUGAAGAACUUGGAUGAACAGUAUGACAAGUGCCAUGCGGCAUUUUCGAAUGGAGAGGUCCAUGCGUUCAAGGGUGAGUGCAGCAAAGCAUGCGCUGCGGAGAUGAAGAUCAGGAACGCGAAGAAAUAUGAGAAGCGCGAUGAGAAGCCCAAGGAGGAUGAGGGGCCCCGAAAGCCACGUCGUCGUCGUGGGGAACAGAAGGUUGAGCCAGUUGAGGUGCCGGGCAAGCUCUUCGCAUCGUUGCUGGAGACAUUGGCGAAGGUAAACAGAGCUGCAGAAAUGUUCGAGCUGGCGGAGACAGCAUCGAUACGCGCCACAUCAUGUGCGGCCGCCAUUAGGCAAGCGAGAGGUGUGGUAGCUGAUAUUGGGGAGGAAGCAGCCAAGAAAAGUCCUGGUCUUCCCGAAUUAGCCCGCUGCCAGCAGUCUACGUCAGAACGUGAUGUCCGAAGAGUUGUUGUGAAAUACCACCUGUCGGUUCCAAUUCCACUGACCCAAUUGCGGAAAACCCCGGGGACAAUGUACCAGGGGGAGAUCAAUGUGCUGAGCCUCAAAGAUUGGAUCACUUACAUUGUUCAGAACAACGUUUGGCACCUACUGGUAGGCCUCAUGAAAGCUGAUGCCAUUCGAGAACGCAAAAUCUUGGUAGAGUUCUGGCGACGCUAUAGACAGCUGCGGCCUACGCACCCAAUUUUUGAAAUGUCUGAUGCUGGGAAGGUGGACUUAUCCCGCUGUGCACCAUGUGUGGUGCAUGGCGACGAAGGACGAGGCAGGAAGAAAACUGGAUUCCUCGUCAUAUCCUAUUACAGCUACAUAGGAUUUGGAACUUCUCAAGCAAACCAAGCGAGGAAAAACAAAGAGUACUUGCGGAUGAGGCUGAACUACGGGGGCAGUUCUCUUCUUCACCGUCUCUUGACGGCUGUACUUCCAAAGAUGUUGAAAGAUGAUGUUGCUCUGAAUGACAUACUCCAGUUCAUUGGGGAAGAUGCCAGAGGCAUGCUUUUGGAAGGUGUGAAAAAUGCUCAAGGUGACACCUUCCGAGCCUGCAUCCUGCAGUGCUGUGGACAUUGGCAAUGGUUGAUCAAGGCAGGUCAUUUGGUGCGUUCCUACUUGAACGUUGAAAAGCGUCCCAAAAAGGAGGGCGCAAACCCCAAAGGUGUUUGUCACCUUUGUGCUGCUGGGCAGACUGGCGUGUUUUGGGAACGCUACCGUGGGCUGCGACAACCUCUUUGGUUUCCUACCAUGCUUAGCCAAGACCCAUUUGGCAGUCAAUCAGGUUUGAAUCGAAUCCCCUUUUUGCCAAACCAGCAGCCGCUCUUCUACACAUUCGAUUUGUUUCAUUCUUGGCACCUCGGUGUCGGGAAGUCGCUGGUGGCAGGAUGCCUAGCAAUGGCGAGCGAGUAUAUGUGGGCUUCGAAUGUCGAUGACCGACUGGAGCAACUAUCAGGUCUUUUCAUGACUUGGUGUGCUGAAAACCAUGAAUGGGCUUUUUUGAAUUCCUUGACGCGACCAGUUCUGGGCUGGAUGGACAAAGGCCAAUACCCCAACGGGUAUUGGUCAAAGGGGCACACAACCACAACCCUUUGCACAUUUUUUGAGUCGUGGGCUCGCCACCAAGAUUUCUCAGGUGAUACCCUCAUGCAGCUUUCUGUGGAAACUUGCCAGAAGAUGAGCAAAGCCAUGCGUAUCAUGUACGAGUCCGACGUGUUUCUCCCAAGGCAUGCGGCUGGAGAAGUCGCAGCCCUUGGCUUGAUGACCAUGGAGUGGUACAAAAAGAUUGCCACCCAAGCCUUCCGGGAGGGUAAGGCACUGUUCCCACAUAUGCCAAAAGGACAUAGCAUUGAUCAUAUCUUCCACCAACUGCAGAUGGAUGUUGAGUCUGGAGCGGAGUUCUGCCUCAAUCCGCUGAACCAUUCGGUUCAGGUCUCAGAAGAUUUCGUUGGCAGGAACGCCGCGAAACAAAUGAAGCAUGGCACCUCUGGCUUGACCGCCACCCUGGCCAACAUGGUGGCCGCCAAGCGGACUGCCGCGCUUGACCAUUGGCGUGCCCGUAUGCGAGACAUGCAGUGUGCAGCCCGCUGGGUCCGGCACAGCGAUCUGCCUUCCCCUUGUUUCCUUAACAGCGAUGGCUCCCCUGCCAUGAACCCCAAAGAGCAAGGUCAUGCCAUUUCUAGGGAGCGGAUGCCUCGCUGGACAGAGUCCCCAGAGGCUGCCUUGCCUGCCCAGCUGAAUCAGGCUCAAGUAUUUGCUGCAUCCUUAGCAUCCGAGGCAUGCCACUCCCCAGUUCCUGGUCACAAGUCCGGCUGGUGUGCAUCCCCAAAGAAGACGGAGGUACCCGCGCAAUGCAGAGUAACUAGCAUCGAACUAACUGCGCGGUUCUCCAAUCUGGACCAAGAAGCCGCGAUGCAAGGCGGAUUCAUCAGUGGCUUUCUCUUCCGCAGCGUCAAGCUGCCUGUGGACUUGUUGCAGCUGCGUUUCUUACGAGCUCGCCAUGUGCAGGCGCGCGAUGUGCUGCGGGCCGCUGAACGCGAUGCAAAGCGGCUGUUCCAUGUGGACCUGGACCACGGCCGCAUCAGCGCCAAUCAAGGUCAUUCCAGUGCCCUCGCCGAGGUGCUGUCAGAUGAGGCCUUUCUGGCGCCGAUUGAGCGGGCAGAGGAGUUGCCAGUUUGCAUCUCGUCUUGCACUUGUCCUCACCAGGUCUUGAGAGUUAGGUGCACGGUGGAAGCAGGUGCAAUUUAG